Messenger RNA from Auanema sp. JU1783, 3390 nucleotides. The record is from the annotation of a GenBank genome assembly. NCBI's taxonomy places the organism in Eukaryota, Metazoa, Nematoda, Chromadorea, Rhabditida, Rhabditidae.
AUGGUGAGUAACUUUGUUCUGCCAAUAACACCAUCGGCAGCAGUUACUCACGCAUUUUCUACUCACAUGACAGAUCAAACAAGAAAUGAAAUGGUCUUAGUCAGAUGUGGCUUCCUCCAGAUGCACUUGUUUAAUGAAACUGAAGGCGAAUUUCAAUGCUUUCAAUCCGUCAAACUGAGAGGAAAUGUCAAGGAUGCCUGCGUUUUUAGACCACCCAGAUCGCGACGAGAUGUGAUUUUGGUGGUAACUAACGAAACUACUCUGACAGCUUAUGGCUUCAAAUAUGGAAAAUUAGCUAUAGAAGGAUGUGGUACAGUUGGAAAUAUUUUAGAAUGUGGAACAGAAAUAUUUUCUCAUCAAGGAAAUUUCGUCAUUGGACAUUCAAGUGGAGUUAUUGUAGUCCGCGUACGUGCACAAUCGUUCACCAUCAUACUUUGGGAUGAUUUGAAGAAGAAUCAGACAUAUUCUAUAUUGCCUACAAGAGAUAUAUAUUCUACAAAUAGCAUUAUAAAACAAAUGGUAUUCUUGAAUACGGAAGAGGAUAACAAUAGAUUAGAAAUAGCUUAUAUAGUAGAAGAAGAGUAUGGAAGACAUUUACAAUUCUUUGAGCUCGAUCUCAAAAGAAACAGUCUUGAUCGUAUAGGUCCAGAUAUUCCAUUACUUGACGAUGUCAUUUGUCUUGCUCCAUUGGCACAACCAUAUGGCGGUGUUAUAGUUAAAAUGACUGAUCGAUUCAUUCAAUUUAAAAUUGAUGGUACUAGACAUGAGACUGUUAUUCACAACAAAAAGUUCAUGACAGUUAUCUGUUUUGCUCAAAUGGCUGAGAAAGGACGUUUAAUCUUCUGUGAUUACCUAGGAACACUUUAUUCUCUAUUACUUUGGCAUGAUGAAGAUAAUGGUCGUUUCUAUAUGAGGGCUACACCAGCGGGUUCUGUUAAGGCAGCUUAUACCAUGUGUUUCAUAAACGACAAAUUUCUAUUUUUCGGAACUAAAUACAAUGACAGUGUUAUGGCACAUUAUGCAAAAGAUAGAGGAGAAGGCUCAGUCAGAGAGUUUCAAACUUUCCCUCAUCUUGGUGGAAUUUCCCAUUUGAGCAUUGUAGAUGAUGGAAAGUUCCGAAUGCUUAUGGGACUCAAUACAAAUGAUGAGCCGUCGUUACGAUUAAGCAAAAGAGUUAAUCAGUUCCGUAUUCAUUAUACAAUUGAUGAGAAUCCACAAAAUGCUAUGUUUGCAUUCGGACAUCAUUCUUGUCUCAAAAACCAUAUUAUCUCGACGUUUGGAAGAAAAUCUGUGCUCAUGGAAAUAGGGAUGACAGAUCGCAUUCCUAGCUUUUCUGAACAUAUUGAUACGGAAAAUGCAACCUUAGCCGCAGGAACCUUUCUCCCUUCUCAAUGCUGUUAUCAGAUUACAACUCAAGAAAUACGGAUUUUCAAUCAAACGCAAGGUUUGGUCACUUGGAUGCCCGGCAAGCAUAUUGAUCUCGCUAGCGUGAACAGGGACACGAAUCAAAUACUGGUGUCCUGUAGAAACCACGUGUACUAUCUGAUCUUUCAGUCAGAACGCUUCAAAAUUUUAUUACGUAGAUCAAACGAUUUUACUGGAGAAAUUACAUGUAUCGAUUUGCCUCACGAUAAAUCAUCAUCUCGAGUCUUUGCUGUUGGAUUCUGGUCGACAAAAGAAUGUAGCGUUUAUCGUCUAAAUUCGUUUGAAAGAGUUGCUAAUUACAAGCUGCAUGAGUCUUUCCCGAGAUCCAUCGCAUUGAACUGCUAUCAUGAAAAAUAUUACGUUUUCUGUGGAACAGCUGAUGGAAGACUAUUGAAUGCGACAGUCAACUUCAGAACAAGCAAUUUCGAUGAUGUGUUAGAAACAAAUCUUGGUUAUCAACCAGUGCUAUUCGUGCGGCCAGAUGUAAACGAUCCUCAAAACAUCUAUGCAUUGUCUGAUCGAACCAUCGCUAUCGACGACAAAAAUGAGUGUGUUAACUUCGUUGAGUACGAUUUAUCACAAUUGACAGCUCUGUGUUACUUAAAAACAAACAAGAAGAGAGAGUAUGCAAUAGCUUCCAGCUAUGUAGGCACUCAGAUCGGCUACAUGGACGAUAGUCCAUCUUUCAAAGUUAGGGAUUUCCAGAUCAACCAUCAUCCUUAUGAUAUGUGCUAUAGCGACGAAUUGAAAAAAGUUGGGCUUCUCUGUAGAAGAAAGAAUUAUGUGAAAAGAAGAGUUAUUGUGAAUCCGGAUGUUGAGGAAGAGAUAGAGUCCUACGAUGCUGUCAAUCCAACUGAUGAGCCUGAUUUCAACGAAAUCAAAACAUAUUUCGUUACCCUUCACGGAGAAAAUUUCAAUCAACAAGAAGAAAUAGAGUUUCGUGAGCAUGAGUAUGCAUCAGCAAUUACAUCUGGGAAAUUCGCUAGCGACCCACGUACUUGCUUUAUUGCCGCGGCACUGCAAUUCACAAGGGAAAGCGGUCAAUCUUACAAUGCUAUCAAGCAUUCUAUUGACAGAGAUAGAGAGAAAUGGUUAACAAACCGAAUACUUUUUACUUUCUAUGAUACCAAGGACCAUAAAAAAAAGAAAACGAUAUCGGCUAGUCUGGGUCAUGGCAUGAUUCAGCACAUAGGAAUCUUAGGCGAUACAUUGAUAGCAGCUCUGAGAACCAAAAUAGUGGCCUUUAAAUUUGAGAUGGGUGAACCUAUGCCACUCACAAGUGUCGCAGAAAUCAGAGCUGAUGAUCCUCUAGUGAUGAAAAUAAGGAACGAUCAGAUCCUGAUAACAGAACUGAGAAGGGCUUACGUACUUGUUUACAGCGAAAAAAAGAAAUGUUUCAAGAUGAUAACCAGAGAUGAUAGAUGUCAUCGCAUAUCUGCAGCUGAGUUUAUCACAGAUGAUUUCUUGAUCGGAGCUGAUCAAUACAAUGAAAUUAUAUGGGGACAUACAGGAAUAGAUGGUGUCUAUUCCACUCGUGCUUUCGGGCAAAGAAAAUCUUGUUACGUCAGAGAGCGAAUAGGAGCUUUUGCAAUAGGAAAUCUGCACACAGAACGUCCUUAUUGCCUCAAUAAACUUAGAAAUCCGGUUAUGUAUACAACUUGGAGAGGCGGGAUAGGAGUAAUAGCUGAAGUAUCAACUGUUACAUUAAAAUUACUACGUGAUCUCAUAGAAAUGCUAGCGAUUACCAAAACACCUUAUGUAGCAUUGGAACGUUCUAACACUGGAAUGUUCAUGACAAAUCGUUUCUUAGAAGGCAAUUUCCUUCGUACUUUCUUGAAUUGGCAAGAGGACCAGCUCAUGGAAAUACUAGAGAAACAUAAAGUGUCUAAGAAUAGACUCCCUAAUUGUCUCCGCUUAAUUCAAGAUGUCAAAAAACUUGUUAAAGAUAUGGAGACAUAUUACUAG